This is a messenger RNA of Psylliodes chrysocephalus, 1085 nucleotides long. The record is from the annotation of a GenBank genome assembly. Lineage: Eukaryota; Metazoa; Arthropoda; Insecta; Coleoptera; Chrysomelidae.
CCUGAAUAUUGGUAUAUUUGACAUAAAAUAGAAAUAGUGAGUGUUCUAUGAAACAAAUAUGUCACAAAUUUGGCGCGUUAUUUGACGUUAUUUUCUUUUGUUUAUGUUCCAAUUGAUCAGGAAUAUUUUAAAGAAAUUCGUAAAAGUUAAAAAUUGUGUUAAAAAUGGAAAGUGUUAAAAAAGUUCGCUCUAAAAAUUUUAGUAAAGAGGAAGAGCUGUUGUUAUUGCAAGAAAUUGCAAAAUUUCAGCACAUAAUCGAGUGCAAAACGACAAAUAAAAUUAACAAUAAAGAUAAAGACGAAGCUUGGCAAAAGGUGUUAAAUGGGUUCAAUUCAAAAAACCUGGAAGUUCGGGGCAUGACACAAAUAAAGUCGAAGUAUGACAAUUUAAAAACUAGGACUCGAAAAGAGGUAGCUAAGGAAAAGGCAUAUUUAAGAGGAACUGGUGGUGGUCCUGCGGUUAAAAAAGAGUUAGAUCCUAUAAUUGAAGCUACACUAAAUAUAAUUAAUAUUAAAACGGUGGUUGGGUUAUCUAACAUGUUUGAUAGUGAUGCCAGUACUAGUGUUUUUAUACCAGAGAGGAUACCAUCACCUGAAAAAUUAGAAGAACAAAUAUCUGAUUCAGAAAUACUGUAUAUUCAAACAGUAGAAGACACGGAUGAAUAUUCUUCAGUCUCCACGAAGUCCCCAACAUUAUUGGAAUUUAAUAAAGAAACUUGUGAAAUUAUAAACUUGCCUAGUACACCCCAUUAUGAAACAGCUUUAACUACCCCACUUAAAGAAAAAAGAAAAUGGGAAAGUUCAUCUGUAAAAAUAGAGGCAAAUAAAAAAUCAGAUUGGAGCAGAUAUGUGCCAAACAAUAUAAAAAGUAAGCCACACGAUAAAUUAAGGCCAACUGUUAAGAAUCCUGUACAUUCAGCAAAGGAAACAUAUUACAGAACCAAGGUUGACCUGCUUCAGAGAACCUUUGAUUCUGAGGAGAAGGACAGAAUAAGAAGAAGAGAGAGAGAAGAAGAGGAGCAUGAAAAAAAAUUAUUAUUAUUAGAUUUAGAUAUUCAAAUUAAAAGAAACCAAUUAAAUGAGUAA